This is a messenger RNA of Salvia hispanica, 513 nucleotides long. The record is from RefSeq and is a predicted model, not a curated record. NCBI's taxonomy places the organism in Eukaryota, Viridiplantae, Streptophyta, Magnoliopsida, Lamiales, Lamiaceae.
AUGUCGGAGCGGCUGAGCGGCUUAUGGCAGACUACUUUAGCGCUAACCCCCGUUACCCAGCUGAGAUUUUCCGUCGGCGUUUCAGAAAUGUCGCGACCGCUCUUCACCCAUAUAGCGACGACAUUGGCGGACCGGUACGGUUGCUUCAACCUCCGGAGUGAUUGCACUGGCCGGAUCGGACUAUCUACUUUUCAGAAAUGCACCUCUGCAAUAAGGCAGCUUGCCUAUGCCGGACCGGCUGAUAUGUUCGACGAAUACCUACAGAUGGGUGAGACGACUAGUCUAGAGGUGCUCCGGCAAUUUUGUAAGGGCAUGCGGGAAGUCUUUGGUCCGGAGUUCCUACGAAAGCCAACCCCUGAUGAGUGCCAGAGACUGCUAGAUAUGCACGGUGCGGUGCACAGUUUCCCAGGGAUGUUGGGCAGCAUUGAUUGCAUGCAUUGGGAGUGGAAAAACGCCCGGUGGCGUGGAAAGGCCAGUUCACUACUGGUUUCAAAAGCAAACAUCCUUCGAUGA